UCGGGAGAGAUCGGGUGGCUGCCGGCGAGCCGGCGAGCGGGCAGCCGGGUGGGCAAAAGGUGUGCCCGGCCUGCUGUCUCCGAAGAAGUAGGGGGAGACUUUCCCGGGGUCUGGAAUCCUCUCGAGCCCCUGAAGUUUGCCCAGGCCGAGGAGAGAGAAGCUGAGGAGCCGCGGACUCUCCAACCCGUGCCGCCGCCGCCAUGGCUGCCAUGAUGGAUCGGAAGUGAGCCUCAGGGCGACGGCUACCGGCGCCGGUGCUUCGAGUCCGGGUUUCCCGGCCACUCCCGCCGGGGGAAGCGCGGCGCUGCAGACUGCUGACUCUCUCGGCCUUCGCGACCCUUACUUUCAACUCGGGCCCGCUUCCUUCCAGACUGAGCGGCGGGGAGUGGCUCCCGGCCUCCGGCCCCGGCAGCGAGGAAGAUGGCGGACCCGGCCGAGUGCAACAUCAAAGUGAUGUGUCGCUUCAGACCUCUCAACGAGUCUGAGGUGAACCGCGGCGAUAAGUACAUCGCCAAGUUUCAGGGAGAAGACACGGUCAUGAUUGCGUCCAAGCCGUAUGCAUUUGACCGAGUGUUUCAGUCAAACACCUCUCAAGAGCAAGUGUAUAAUGACUGUGCAAAGAAGAUUGUUAAAGAUGUACUUGAAGGAUACAAUGGAACAAUAUUUGCAUAUGGACAGACAUCCUCUGGGAAGACACACACAAUGGAGGGUAAACUUCAUGAUCCAGAAGGCAUGGGGAUUAUUCCAAGAAUAGUGCAAGAUAUUUUUAAUUACAUUUACUCCAUGGACGAAAAUUUGGAAUUUCAUAUUAAGGUUUCAUAUUUUGAAAUUUAUUUGGAUAAGAUAAGGGACCUGUUAGAUGUUUCAAAGACCAACCUUUCAGUUCAUGAAGAUAAAAAUCGAGUUCCCUAUGUAAAGGGGUGCACAGAGCGUUUUGUAUGUAGUCCAGAUGAAGUUAUGGAUACCAUUGACGAAGGAAAGUCCAACAGACAUGUAGCAGUUACAAAUAUGAAUGAACAUAGCUCUAGGAGUCACAGUAUAUUUCUUAUUAAUGUAAAACAAGAGAACACGCAAACAGAACAAAAGCUGAGUGGAAAACUUUAUCUGGUUGAUUUAGCUGGUAGUGAAAAGGUUAGUAAAACUGGAGCUGAAGGCGCUGUGCUGGAUGAAGCAAAGAACAUCAACAAGUCCCUUUCUGCUCUUGGCAAUGUCAUUUCUGCUCUGGCUGAGGGGAGUACAUAUGUUCCAUAUCGAGAUAGUAAAAUGACAAGAAUCCUUCAAGACUCAUUAGGUGGCAACUGUAGAACCACUAUUGUAAUUUGCUGCUCUCCAUCAUCGUACAAUGAAUCUGAAACAAAAUCUACACUCCUGUUUGGUCAAAGGGCCAAAACAAUUAAGAACACAGUUUGUGUAAAUGUAGAAUUAACUGCAGAACAGUGGAAAAAGAAAUAUGAAAGAGAAAAGGAAAAAAAUAAGACCCUGCGGAAUACCAUUCAAUGGCUUGAAAAUGAACUCAACCGAUGGCGUAAUGGAGAGACAGUGCCUAUUGAUGAGCAGUUUGACAAAGAGAAAGCCAACUUGGAAGCUUUUGCAGUAGAUAAGGAUAUUACUGUUACCAAUGAUAAACCAGCAGCUACAAUUGGAGUUACCGGAAACUUUACUGAUGCUGAAAGAAGAAAGUGUGAAGAAGAAAUUGCUAAAUUGUACAAACAGCUUGAUGACAAGGAUGAAGAAAUUAAUCAACAGAGCCAAUUGGUAGAGAAACUGAAGACACAAAUGUUGGAUCAAGAAGAACUUUUGGCAUCUACGAGAAGGGAUCAAGAUAACAUGCAAGCUGAACUGAAUCGUCUGCAAGCAGAAAAUGAUGCCUCUAAAGAAGAAGUAAAAGAAGUUUUGCAAGCCUUAGAGGAGCUUGCUGUCAAUUAUGAUCAGAAAUCUCAGGAAGUUGAAGAUAAAACUAAGGAAUAUGAAUUGCUUAGUGAUGAACUAAAUCAGAAAUCGGCAACCUUAGCAAGUAUAGAUGCUGAACUUCAGAAACUUAAGGAAAUGACUAACCACCAGAAGAAACGAGCUGCUGAGAUGAUGGCAUCUUUAUUAAAAGACCUUGCAGAAAUCGGAAUUGCUGUAGGAAAUAAUGACGUAAAGCAGCCUGAAGGAACUGGCAUGAUAGAUGAAGAGUUCACUGUUGCAAGGCUCUACAUUAGCAAAAUGAAGUCAGAAGUAAAAACAAUGGUAAAACGCUGCAAACAGUUAGAAAGCACACAAACUGAGAGCAACAAAAAAAUGGAAGAAAAUGAAAAGGAAUUAGCAGCAUGCCAGCUUCGUAUCUCUCAACAUGAAGCCAAAAUCAAAUCAUUGACUGAAUACCUUCAAAAUGUGGAGCAAAAGAAAAGGCAGCUAGAAGAAUCAGUUGAUUCCCUCAGUGAAGAACUAGUCCAGCUUCGAGCACAAGAGAAAGUACAUGAGAUGGAAAAGGAGCACUUAAAUAAGGUUCAGACUGCAAAUGAAGUUAAGCAAGCAGUUGAACAGCAGAUCCAAAGCCACAGAGAAACUCAUCAAAAACAGAUUAGUAGUUUGAGAGAUGAAGUUGAGGCAAAAGAAAAACUCAUCACUGAUCUUCAAGACCAAAACCAGAAAAUGAUGUUAGAGCAGGAACGUCUAAGAGUAGAGCAUGAGAAGUUGAAAGCUACAGAUCAGGAAAAGAGCAGAAAACUACAUGAACUUACAGUCAUGCAAGAUAGACGAGAACAAGCAAGACAAGAUUUGAAGGGUUUGGAAGAGACAGUGGCAAAAGAACUUCAGACUUUACACAACCUGCGGAAACUCUUUGUUCAGGACCUCGCCACCAGAGUUAAAAAGAGUGCCGAGAUCGAUUCUGAUGACACUGGAGGCAGUGCUGCUCAAAAGCAAAAGAUCUCCUUUCUUGAAAAUAACCUUGAACAACUCACUAAAGUGCACAAACAGUUGGUACGUGAUAAUGCAGAUCUUCGCUGUGAACUUCCUAAGUUGGAAAAGCGACUUAGAGCUACAGCCGAAAGAGUGAAAGCUUUGGAGUCCGCACUGAAAGAAGCCAAAGAAAACGCAUCUCGUGAUCGCAAACGCUAUCAGCAAGAAGUAGAUCGUAUAAAGGAAGCAGUCAGAUCAAAGAAUAUGGCCAGAAGAGGACAUUCUGCACAAAUUGCUAAGCCUAUUCGUCCCGGGCAACAUCCAGCAGCUUCUCCAACUCAUCCAAGUGCAAUUCGUGGAGGAGGUGCAUUUGUUCAGAACAGCCAGCCAGUAGCAGUUCGAGGUGGAGGAGGCAAGCAAGUGUAAUCUUUACACAUUACUACAGGUGUUGAAAAUAAUUGAAGAAUGAAGAGGACAUAAUAUCAAGCAGAGUCAUUCAGUGACUAUAACCUCUACCCCCUGGGAAUUGUAGAAUUAUAACCCUUUUUUAAUGUAUAAAUUAUACCUGGCCUGUACAGCCGUUUCCUACCCACUCUUCUUGUAAACUCUGCUGCUUCCCAACACAACUAGAGUGCAAUUUUGGCGUCUUAGGAGGGGAAAAGAUGACAGUUUACAACUGUGGUUCUAUUUAUUACACAGUUUGUCUUUUGUGUCUUAAAUUUAGUCUUCACUGUGCCAAGCUAAUUGUACCAUAUAGGAUUGUGCUUUUUGUACUUGUCUUUUGUUUGUUUGUUUGUGUUUGUUUUUUAAUCUCAGUUUAAGUUACCUAGCUGCUACUGCUUCUUACUUUUCUUAAUAAAGUGUCUUCCUUACUUUAGGGAAAAUGGAACAAUUAGAUUAAAUGUCUUUAAUUUCACCACCUAAAACACUACAUACCCACAAAAUAUAUCAGGUCAGUACUGUACUUUAAAAUCCCUUGAAAUGAUUUCAGAGUUAAAAUUAUUUGUACUGUGUCUGAAGUUUGCUUCUGAAAACUACUGUUUGAGCACUGAAACCUUAAAACUGCCUAACAAGGCAUUUGAGACUGAGCACGGCUAAUUAAUUAUCUUCAUGAAAUGCCUGUUACUGAAUUAUCUUUAAUAGAAAUAUUUUAUAAUAUCAAAAGCAAAUCUCCAUUUAAGAAAGAGGAUUUGGAGAAGGAAUUCUAUUUCUCUUCCCAGUUCUAUAAUCAACAUGGCGUGAUGGAAUGAAAACACUCUGCUUCAUUCUGGUGAGCCUGUUAAUUAAUAUAAGAAUUAGACAGAUACUGAUUUGUCAUCUUCAUAUAGUGAAAUGAAGUAAGAUACUACAGGAUUAAACAGCAUUUAUAUUCUUAACUACUGUAUUGGUUGAUCUAAAUUUAUAGCCAAUGGAAAUUGAGAAAAAUUGUGGAGAACUUAAUGGUGAGCUUAUAAAUCUAUAGGUGAAUUUUGGUCUGAAAUCCCUGAGGUAUUUUUAACC
This is a messenger RNA of Lontra canadensis (Northern American river otter), 4386 nucleotides long. RefSeq names its product kinesin family member 5B (gene KIF5B). Lineage: Eukaryota; Metazoa; Chordata; Mammalia; Carnivora; Mustelidae. The record is from RefSeq and is a predicted model, not a curated record. Gene Ontology annotation, molecular function: ATP binding; microtubule binding; microtubule motor activity. The transcript has 26 exons. The coding region runs from base 421 to 3312 and encodes 963 amino acids. Gene Ontology annotation, biological process: microtubule-based movement.